Molecule: messenger RNA, 825 nt
Organism: Dermochelys coriacea (leatherback sea turtle)
Lineage: Eukaryota; Metazoa; Chordata; Testudines; Dermochelyidae
Gene: MAB21L4
Product: mab-21 like 4
Source: RefSeq, a predicted model, not a curated record
AUGCAACUGACCUGGGGUGACCUCAGAGCUGAGAGCCUAAAGGAAGAAGGUCUGCAGCUGUCCCUGCUGCUGUCCAGUGGCUGGAAAAUGAUCAGGUUCAACAAUAUCCCUGUGGUGUAGAGAAAGCAGAGUACUCUGAAACUCCACAGCAGACGCAGAGAAGGAAGUUUUGCAGAAGGCAGCCUGCAAAAGGUAACACGGGCUGACUUCAUCCCCAGCAGCUACUAUCACAGGAGGUACUCGACCAAUUUUCCUGUCAUGAAACUGCUCCAUAUUGUGGGCACACUGAAGGGCCACCAUCUGGACAACCUUUGCCUACUGAACCAGGUCAACAGUGAGGACUGGAAAGAAGAGGGCAGGAAAUGAGGGCUCACAUUUAAUCAUUUAAAGAUGGUGCUGCAGUGGGCCACGAUGUUCCCUUCCCCUGAGGACUGGGACCUGGAAGGGUCAGUCUAUAGGCUCCUCAUGAUCCUGCUUUGUUGCUUAGCAACCAAAAAUCUCCCCCACUUCCUGUAUCCAGAAGAAAAUCUUUUCCAAGGAGAGGAUCUAGACCUGAGUGCUUUGUACCAAAGAGUCAAGGGGUUUGCCAGCUCACCAGAGCACUUCCUCAAGUGCCAUUUCACCCAAGAACAAUCCCAGCAACUAGACUAUGGUAUCAAGACCAGGCUGCAGCCCCCAGCUCAGUUCGGAGCCUAUUGGGGCCCAGCCUACUUUGAUGUGCUGCUUAGUAAGUUCCAGGUUUACCGCAUCCAAGACAAAGAGCAGAUCUCUGCUCUGUCGAACAUCUUGUCAAAGGCCAAGAAGGUGGUUAAUGACCAGAGCUGA